Messenger RNA from Otolemur garnettii (small-eared galago), 5638 nucleotides. It is a transcript of the gene ABCA6, whose product is annotated as ATP binding cassette subfamily A member 6. NCBI's taxonomy places the organism in Eukaryota, Metazoa, Chordata, Mammalia, Primates, Galagidae. Gene Ontology annotation, biological process: lipid transport; transmembrane transport. Gene Ontology annotation, cellular component: intracellular membrane-bounded organelle; membrane. The coding region runs from base 328 to 5199 and encodes 1623 amino acids. Gene Ontology annotation, molecular function: ATP hydrolysis activity; ATP binding; ABC-type transporter activity. The transcript is spliced from 40 exons. The record is from RefSeq and is a predicted model, not a curated record.
UUCCCUGCAGAAUAAUUGGCUUAGGAAAAAAGACACGGAAAACAAAACGAGCUCAUGAUGUGCAGUGUGGUCUGACUACUCCCCUUUCCAGCAGCCAGCCGGCGUCAGAGCUGCUGGGAGUACACACCCAUUUCAAGAAUAAAUGAAGAAGCAGCAAUAAAGAAGUUUUAACCGUUGCCUUUAAACAGAGAACUGAGGUUUGACAGCAUUUCUAGACUAUUUUUUCUAAUUUUUCUAACAAAUCAAGUUUCAAGGGAUCUGAAACUAGAUCAUUAUUCCACAGCCUGAUUCUUUUGACAAAAGUUGUUUGAGUCAAUCUGAAGCUGAAUGGAUUUGAAACAGAAAAGUGUGUUUCAGCAAACACGAGCGCUUCUGCACAAGAAUUUUCUGAAGAAAUGGAGGAUGAAAAGAGAGAGCUCAUUGGAAUUGGGUUUUUCAAUACUUCUAGGAGUGUUUCUAGAUAUGUUUUCAAAUUUACUAAAAAGUGGUCAGUCUCCUGAAUUACCUUCUUUUGAUCUGGGAAGGGCAGAUAAAUUCAACAGCUCUUCUAGAAUGGUUGUGUAUACACCAAUCUCCAGUGCAACUCAGGAGAUAAUGAAUAAAACAUUUCUUCUUUUGAAAGAAAAAAGUGUCAUUGGGGUACCAAGUGAAAAACAUAUGGAUAAAAUACUUGAAGAACAUUAUUAUGCUGUGGGAAUCAUCUUUAAUGACAUUUUCUCUUACAAGUUAAAAUUCAUUCAGGGAUAUGAAAUUCCAUUUGUGAGCGAAGAUUAUCAAUCAGUUCCUUGCUGGGUGGGAUAUGAAGAGUUUAGCUGUAUGUUGAACUUAUACUGGACUAGAGGAUUCAUUACUCUGCAAACUGCCAUUAACGCUGCUAUCAUAGAAGUCACAACAAAUCACUCUGUGAUCGAGAACUUGAUGUCAGUUACUGCCAGAACUAUGAAGACAUUAGCUUUUGUUUAUAGAGAUGUUGUUCAAGAUGAAUUAUUUGUUUUAUUCUGCUUGCUUUAUUUUUGCCCACUUAUAUAUUUUGUAUCACUCAAUGUUACAAAAGAAAGAAAAAAGUAUAAGAAUUUGAUGAAAGUGAUGGGUCUACAAGAUUCAGCCUUCUGGUUGUCCUGGGGUAUAAUCUAUGCUGGCCUUUUCUUCGUUAUUUCCAUCAUCAUUGCAGUUAUCAUAACAUCCACACAAAUUAUAAUCAUGGCUGGCUUCAUGAUCAUAUUCACGCUCUUUUUCUUAUAUGGCUUAUCUUUGAUAGCUCUUGUGUUCCUGGUGAACGUGCUGGUAAGGAAAGCUGUCCUCACCAGUUUGGUUGUGUUUCUCCUAACCCUCUUUUGGGGGGGUCUGGGAUUCCCUGCAAUAUAUAAACAUCUUCCCUCAUCUCUGGAAUGGAUUUUUAGUAUCUGUAGUCCCUUUGCGUUUACCGCUGGAAUGACUAAGGUCACCCAAAUGGAUCAUAAUGUGAGUGGCGAAAUUUUUCCUGACUCUUCGGGAGCCUCAAAUACAAUGAUAGCAACUGUUUUCAUAUUGGCUUUGGAUGGGCUCCUCUACUUUCUAUUAACAUUAUACUUUGACAAAAAUCUAUCUUGUGAAAGUGAGCGCCGCUGUGCUCCAUUAUUUUUCCUGAAUUCCUCGUCUUGUUUUCACCACCAAAGGACUGACAAUAAGGUCAUUGAGAAAGAAGUAGAUCCUGAGCUUCCCUCUGAUGAUUAUUUUGAGCCAGUAGCACCUGAAUUUCGAGGAAAAGAAGCCAUCAGAAUCAGAAAUGUUAAAAAAGAAUAUAAAGGAAAAUCUGGAAAAGUGGAAGCAUUGAAAGAUUUGCUAUUUGACAUAUAUGAAGGUCAAAUCACAGCAAUACUGGGCCACAGUGGAGCUGGCAAAACUUCACUGCUAAAUAUUCUGAAUGGAUUAUCUGUUCCAACAGAAGGAUCAGUUACUAUCUACAAUAAAAAUCUCUCUGAAAUGCAAGACUUGAAGGAAAUCAGAAAGAUCAUUGGUAUUUGUCCUCAAUUCAAUAUUCAAUUUGACGUUCUCACUGUGAAGGAAAACCUCAGCCUGUUUGCUAAAAUAAAGGGGAUUCACUCACAAGAAGUGGAACAAGAGGUACAACGAAUUUUGUUGGAAUUGGAUAUGCAAAACAUUCAAGAUAAAGUGACUGAACAUUUAAGUGAAGGACAGAAAAGAAAGCUGACCUUUGGGAUUGCCAUUUUAGGAGAUCCUCAGGUUUUGCUCUUAGAUGAACCGACUACUGGAUUGGAUCCCUUUUCCAGGCAUCAAGUGUGGAGCUUCCUGAAGGAACGCAGAGCAAAUCGCGUCAUCCUCUUCAGUACCCAGUUCAUGGAUGAGGCUGACAUUCUGGCUGAUAGAAAAGUGAUCAUGUCCAAUGGGAGAUUGAAGUGUGCAGGAUCUUCUAGUUUUUUGAAGAGAAAGUGGGGUCUUGGAUAUCACUUGAGCUUGUAUAGGAAUGAAACAUGUGAUCCAGAACAAAUAACAUCCCUCAUUAAUCAUCAUGUCCCUGAUGCUAAAUUAAAAAUGGAAAGCAAAGAAAGCCUUGUGUAUAUGUUGCCCUUGGAAAGGACAAAUACAUUUCCAGAUCUGUUCAGUGAUCUUGAUAAGUAUUCCACCCAAGGAGUGAUGGGUUAUGAUGUUUCCACAUCAACUAUGGAUGAAGUUUUUAUGAAACUAGAAGGAAAAUCAACUAUCGAACCAGAUUUUGAACAAGUGGAGAUGGCAAGAGACUCAGAAAGCCUAGACGAAAUGGAGCAAACUCACUCCUCUCUCCCUGAACCACGGAAGGCUGCGGAGGGCAUGGGCCUCUGGAGAAUGCAAGUCUGGGCAGUAGCAUGGCUCCGUUUCUUAAAGUUAAAACGUGAAAGGAAAGGUUUUUUGAUCCUACUACUGAUAUUUGGAAUUGCAGCAUUCCCUUUGAUUGUGGAAAACAUACUUUUUGUUGUAUUUGAUGAAAACUUUGAAUGGGAGUUUAAAACUGGACUAUACUUCCUCUCUCCUGGACAACUUCCCCAGGAACCCCGCACCAGCUUGUUGGUCAUCAAUAACACAGAAUCCAAUAUCGAAGAUUUUAUACAGUCACUGAAGCAUCAAAGUAUACUUUUGGAAGUAGAUGACUUUAAAAACAGAAAUGUCAGUGAAGGCUUUUCAUACAGUGGAGCUAUCAUAGUUUCUGGGAAACAAAAGGAUUAUAAUUUUUCAGUCGUGUGCAAUACCAGGAGAGUACACUGUUUUCCUAUCCUUCUGAAUAUUAUCAGCAAUGGGCUACUUAGAAUGUUUAAUCAGACAAACCAUAUUCGAAUAGAGAGAAGCCCACAUCCUUUUAACUCUGCAUUAUACUGGAGUACGCUUCCAGAAGGUUCCAUUUUCUUAUUUUUGGUUAUAUGCAGCACGUCUCCUUAUGUUGCCAUGAGCAGCAUCAGUGAUUACAAAAAGAAAACUAAGUCCCAGCUCUGGAUUUCUGGGCUCUACACCUCUGCUUACUGGUGUGGGCAGGCCCUGGUGGAUAUUGGCUUUUUCCUUCUACUCCUCCUGUUAAUCUAUCUCAUUUUCUAUAUGGAAAACCUGGAGUAUGUUUACGUUACAACGCGAAUUACGUGUGCUAUGGUUAUAAUUACACCUGGUUACGCAGCUUCUCUUAUCUUCUUAACAUACAUGAUAUCAUUUAUUUUUCGCAAAAGGAAGAAAAACAGUGGCGUUUUGUCAUUUUGCUUCUUUGUUGUCUCCUGCAUCGUGCUCAACAUCAUUCUAACCCAUCAUUUUGGCCUAGGUACCAUAAUUUCCACCCUGGUAUUAGUUCCUUCAUUUACCUUAUUUGGAUUUUUAUCUUUAAUACAAGAGAGAUCCCACGAGCAUUAUGUGACAUUUCAAGAAUCAAAUUUUGACCUCAAUGAAGCUGAUCUUCUAGUCUGUCUGAUACCUUACUUCCAGGCUUUGCUGUUCAUUUUUGUUCUAAGAUGCAUGGAACUAAAAUGGGGAAAGAGAAGAACACGCAAGGAUCCGGUUUUCAGACUCUCCCCCCAAAGUAGAGAGGCUCGACCAAAUCCAGAAGAACCUAUAGAUGAAGAUGAGGAUGUUCAAGCAGAAAGAAUAAGAACAACAACUGCCCUGACCACUUCAAACUUAGAUGAGACAUCAGUCAUAAUUGCCAGCUGUCUACACAAAGAAUAUGCAGGCCAGAAGAAAAAUUGCUUUUCAAAAAGGAAGAAGAAAAUAGCAACAAGAAAUAUCUCUUUCUGUGUUGAAAAAGGUGAAAUUUUGGGGUUGCUAGGACCCAAUGGUGCUGGUAAAAGUUCAUCUAUUAGAAUGAUAUCUGGGAUCACAAAACCGACAACUGGAGAGGUGGAACUGAAAGGAUGCAGUUCCAUUUCCAGCCACCAGGGAGAAGGCCCCGUCAAGUUCCUGGGGUACUGUCCUCAGGAGAAUGCGCUGUGGCCCAUGCUGACAGUGAGGGAGCACCUGGAGAUGUAUGCCACUGUGAAAGGGCUGAAGAAAGGAGAUGCAAAUGUUGCCAUCACACGGUUAGUGGAUGCUUUCAAACUACACGAGCAGCUGAAUGUGCCAGUGCAGAAAUUAACAGCAGGAGCCGCCAGAAAGCUGUGCUUCGUGCUGAGUAUCCUGGGAAAUUCACCCAUCCUGCUUCUGGAUGAACCCUCCACAGGCAUGGAUCCCACAGGGCAGCAGCAAAUGUGGCAGGCAAUCCGGGCAGCUGUUAAACACACAGAGAGCAGUGUCAUUUUGAUUACCCAUUACUUGGCGGAGGCCGAGGCCUUGUGUGACCGUGUGGCCAUCAUGGUGUCUGGAAGGCUGAGAUGCAUCGGUUCCAUCCAACACCUGAAAAACAAAUUUGGCAAAGAUUACAUUUUAGAAAUAAAAGUGAAGGAAACUUCUCAAGUGACUUUGGUCCACACGGAGAUUCUGAAACUUUUCCCACAGGCUGUUCAACGGGAAAGAUAUUCCUCCUUGUUGACCUAUAAAUUAUGCUUGGCAGAUGUUUACCCCUUAUCUCAGGCCUUUCACAAAUUAGAAACAGCAAAAUGUAAGUUUAACCUGGAAGAAUAUAGCCUCUCUCAGUGCACAUUGGAAAAGAUAUUCUUAGAGCUUUCUAAGGAGCAGGAGGAGGAAAAUUUUGAUGAAGAAGUUGAUACAACAAUGAGAUGGAGACUCCUUCCUCAUUCAGAUGAACCUUAAAAGCUUAGACCUAACAGUUUUGGUUGGUGUCCCUUAGACUUGUUUUAUGUAAUAAAUAGCUGCAUAUAUAAUUUUAAAGAAUAUUUAAUAUCAAUAUCAGGCAUAUUUUAUAUAUUUAGUUAAUGAAUAAAUUUAAAAAUUAUUUUUCCCCUCAAUCUUAGGGGUGAUAGAAAAUCUGUGAUAAAGACAAUACAAAAUAUUGGUAAAAUCAACCAAAGGGCCAACCACUUGUUAUUGUGGAUAUAAAAUUACAAACUUGGAAUUUUUAAAAAUAUGACUUUCUUUUCUACUAUUUGCUAAAAAAAGAUCUUACUGAAAUAUGUGAGAGGUACAUUUAGUAGCCAAGAGCUUCAUGACCACUUUGUACUAGUUCAUGGUAUAUCAGGUUUGCAAGUUUUCCUGUAUUUACAAAUAAAACACAAGGAUCUUCUCCUGAAAA